UAUACACCUGGGUAGAGAGGAGCAGAUGUGGGAUAAAUUUCUUGCUCAAGGAAAUUCCAGUGGUCAGAACAUAGAAUAUUUGUUCUGCCUGACCAAACGUGUUGAAUACAACUCUUGCUCUUCUUUGUUUGGUCUUUGUAUUACAGCCUUGUUAUAUUUUUUUAAGGAGUUCUUUGCUAUGAAAGUAAUCAACAUUUCAAAACUGAAUGCAAAAGAUGUGGAGCAUGCCGAGACAGAAAUUCGCAACCUGAAGACUCUCUCGCAUGAGAACCUAGUGCGUUAUGUGUCAGACUUUCGCAAGGAUGGCGGGAAGAAGAUAUGUAUCGUUAUGGAGCUGUGUGACUGCACUCUGAGAAAGUACCAGGCUGAGAAGGAAUGUGGACUGACCGAACAAGAAGUGGAUAACCUGUUGCUUCAGAUCUCGCAUGGGCUUAAGGUAAGACUGUUCAAGUCUGAUGCUAUUUUAAAUCUCCCCAUUAUCAGAAACUGA
Dreissena polymorpha is the source of this 490-nucleotide messenger RNA. RefSeq lists its product as uncharacterized. Gene Ontology annotation, molecular function: protein serine/threonine kinase activity; ATP binding. The transcript is spliced from 2 exons. The coding region runs from base 26 to 490 and encodes 154 amino acids. Gene Ontology annotation, cellular component: autophagosome; cytoplasm. The record is from RefSeq and is a predicted model, not a curated record. Lineage: Eukaryota; Metazoa; Mollusca; Bivalvia; Myida; Dreissenidae. Gene Ontology annotation, biological process: autophagy; protein autophosphorylation; autophagosome organization.